This is a messenger RNA of Acytostelium subglobosum LB1, 612 nucleotides long. RefSeq lists its product as hypothetical. NCBI's taxonomy places the organism in Eukaryota, Evosea, Eumycetozoa, Acytosteliales, Acytosteliaceae. The record is from RefSeq and is a predicted model, not a curated record. The coding region runs from base 1 to 612 and encodes 203 amino acids. The transcript has 3 exons.
AUGAAAUUAAAGAUUGGAAUUGCCUUGUCUGUCGUUGUGGUGAUUGGCUGCGUGAUUGGAUUCAUCCUGCCAUGGUACCAGAUCACAUAUAAUAUACCAUUUAGUAAUAAUGAUGCCGUUGCCACCUUCAGAUGGAAGGAUUAUAAGUGUGAGAUUGGUGAUAAUUCCAAUACUUUGAAGUAUGAUAAGUUGGAGAGCUGCGCUGGAAUCACAAUCUUGAACAAGAUGGAGAAGACUGGUCAAAUAUUCGACACUUGUUUAUCCUUUUUGGUGAUUGGUGCCGCUCUGUCACUUGGUGCCGGUCUGCUCCAAUUGAUUCUCCUGCUCUCGCCCAAGCUCUGCCGUUCAAUAGUCUGGAAGAUUCUGUGCAUUGGUACCUCAUGUGCUGCCGUUGCCAUCUUGUUUAUUUCCUUCUUUACCCUGUUGGGUCUGCCAAAGGCCUUUAACGAUGACUCUAAUGGAUUCAACUCCUGCAAAGACCGUUGGUGCAAGAACAUUUACGGUUCUGACGACAACUUCAAAUGGAUUCCAGGUGGUGGAUGGUGGGCCACACUUGUUGCAUGUUUCUUUGCUCUGUGCUCUGGUUUGUUCACCUUGGCAAGCAACCGAUAA